This is a messenger RNA of Alternaria atra, 4212 nucleotides long. RefSeq lists its product as uncharacterized. Gene Ontology annotation, biological process: protein desumoylation. The record is from RefSeq and is a predicted model, not a curated record. The transcript is spliced from 7 exons. Gene Ontology annotation, molecular function: SUMO-specific endopeptidase activity. Lineage: Eukaryota; Fungi; Ascomycota; Dothideomycetes; Pleosporales; Pleosporaceae. The coding region runs from base 1 to 4212 and encodes 1403 amino acids. Gene Ontology annotation, cellular component: nucleus; cytoplasm.
AUGUCGCUGCAGCCAAACGAUGCUGUCGCCCAAUCGCUGUCGGGUACCGACUUACCUCCAAAUCCCUACUCUAGGGACUCACCACCUGCCUCAGAAGAAACCUCGCACGUUGUUAUAGACCUUUCUUCGCCCACAAAACCUUCGAGUCGACCCUCUCGCAAGGAGUCACGUUCGGAGAUGCCUCGCCCACGGCAGCAGAAGUCUGAAAGAAGCGAGGACGAGAAGAGAUUAUUUGGGGAUUACACUAGACCGGCGGAUGCAGUUAAUCUUCCCGAUCCAAGGUCUUAUCUGCCGUCGGCGAAGCGCUCCAUGACUACAAAGCCCGGUUCAAACAGCGGUUUUAGACCCGUAGACACCAUGAACACCGGACCCAACACAUCGAGCCGAAAGCCUACUACGUAUGGGAGACACAAUCGCCCACCUGUACCAUUGAUAGGUCAGGCGCAUGGCGCAGGACAGGUUGCAUACCUUCAGCAACGGCAAGACAGAAUACCUGCGACACCAGCUCAUCGCAAACCCUCACGAGAAGGUGGUGAUCCAUGGUCGGGUGGAGCUGUAUCUGGGAAACGACGGAAAAUCGACCAUGUCAUAACACUCGACGACGAUGAUGACGACGAUGAUGAUGAUGAAGUGUUGGAGGUAUCUCGUCCUGGGUACACCACACCUGUUGGCAUGUUACAGGACCAGUCGCGCCCAGCCAAAACUGAGCCAUCGCGGAUGAGCACUGGAAGUGGAAGUACUAUCAGUGAUUUUAGGCCGCUUCAAUCGAAGAGCGAGUUUCGAGAAGUCGACAGCUUUCUCAAAUCUUCCCAGAAGAAGCCAAGGAAAUCGAGUUCUAACACACCUAAAGGUGAUCUGCGACACUCCCCUUUUGGCGGUGGUGCUCUGUCCAAUAGCCCUGGCGCACAUGCUAAUCGACAGGCUAUCUUGCAGGACUUUCAACAAGGCGAAGCGAAACAGAGUUCCACAAGACGUGAUAGUUCUGAAAGCAAAGUUGGCCCAGUCACAUCUCGCUUCUUUCCUAACGCUCGUAUUAAUGAAUCAACAUCGGAACAAAUGGAAAACCAGCCUGAAAAUGUAGAGAGCGCAUACCUUCGCACACAGCAUAGAUCGGCACCGAAGCGAACACAAACAAUGACCGACAGCUACAGCGCAGAUGAGCUUGCCAUUACACCUCCACGGCAGGGAUCGAAAUCACCUUCCAAGCAAAAGCAAAAGCAAGGUGCGAACAGUGGGGUCAAGCGAAACGCUCGCGGAAACGUCAUCGAAGAGGCUUGGCCACUAUCGUUCGCAAGGUCGUCUGACUUUGAGGGCAAUGGAUCAACAUCCAAGGACGGCCAUGCUACGUUAGUUUUGAAGAGCAGUAUAUCGGGCUUGCGUAUCCAAACCUGGGAACCGAUGGAUGGUUGUUACGAAAGUCAAAUCAUCAUACAAUCCAAGGAUAUCAACAAGGUGCUUGCGGACGGCACCAGUCGCCUUCGGUUGCAGGGGCCUCGGAAGUACGACGGAAAUUUCGGCAUCCUCGACUUAGAGUUUGCUAAUACUCCCGACUUUUUCGUCUUUCUCAAUGAUCACGCAUCGUCAAUGACGCUAACCGGGAAGUACUUGGCAAAAUCAGAUGAUUAUAUGCUCCAAUUGUUCAAAACACCUCUACAGCCGAAGAAUGAGAAGAUUGGCACGUCAGCACUGGUAGAAGAUCCCACUGAGCAUUCAAAACGGAGCGAUCGAGAAAGCGAUGGAACGUCGAAAACACCCCUGUUGGAUCAACUGAAGCGCGCUGCAGAUGGACCUGCACCUAGUGCUAAGGCUGGUGGGAGUACCACAAGCAUGAGAUCGACCCGGCCAUCACGCGCAAGAGGAUUAGCCCCAACUCACUAUGUCGAGGAUACGCCUACAUAUUCGGAUGUACCCAAAUAUUCGGUCAAAACAGGACUCGGCCAACCCUGGACUAGGUCUCUCGAAUUUGGCGAAGGUCGUCAGCGUGCGAUAGUGCAUUUCGACGAUCUACCCCGUCUAGACGAAGAGGAGUACAUGAACGACAGCUUGAUCGACUUCUACAUGAUCUAUCUUUUCAAACAGCUGAAUGUUCCUGCUGACAAGGUGUAUUUCUUCAACACCUACUUCUUCACGAAGCUGACUGAGAACUCGGGUCGAAAAUCGAUAGACUAUAAGGCUGUAGAACGGUGGACAUCUAAGAUCGAUAUCUUCCGGUACGAUUACAUCGUUGUGCCUAUCAAUGAAAACCAGUCGCACUGGUACCUGGCAAUUAUCUGUAAUGUGUCAAAGAUUCCGCGGAAGCCGAUAAUUCAAGAUUUCGAUGCACCUCAAGUGAAUGUACGACAGCAAUCGAACGUCUCAGCUACAACCACCAAGCAUGAAGUGGCCGUGACCCAGAGACCGGCAUUGUCCCUGGAUUCAUCCGCCGUGAAUGAGGAAACUCAGGGUCAGCCGAGCGACGAGGAACCAAACCUUUUUGAUGAGACGGUACUAUCUCUCGUCGACCGCAACGAUACUGGAAUCGAGACGUCCUGUACAUCCGAGGUCACCCAAGCAGAAUCAGUGCGUCAAAACCCAGAGGAUGGGUCCUUGGCCGUACCAAUAGUCAGUGUGGAUGAAAAGGAUACUCAACAAAGAAUAUCCUCACAAUCGCAGUUGACUGCGUCAUCCACGAAGACCAAGGCCAAACGCAAAUCUAUACCCAAGAGAGACCCUGAUCAGCCCGUGGUCAUAGUGUUGGACUCCCUCACUGGUAAUACCAGAUCCGGGGCGGUCCGCGCACUCAAAGAUUGGAUAACAGCAGAGGGUGAACACAAGCGUGGCAUGGAAGCCGUCAUCAAAGAAAAUGGCUAUUAUCCCAAGGAUACGCAGAUUCCAAUGCAAGCCAACUGGACCGACUGUGGUGUCUAUCUACUUGGCUACGUUGAGAAAUUCUUCCAAAAUCCCGAUGACUUCAAGAACAAACUACUGACGGGGUCAAUGUCAGCUCUAGAAGAUUGGCCAGAGCUCAAGCCAUCCGAGAUGCGGCAUAAGAUGCGUCAAAUCAUAUUUGAUUGUUACAAAAAGCAGGAGGAAGAUAGAAAAGCACAGAAGAAAGCUAAGAAGGGUUCUGCAAGUUCUAAGACGUCACCGGCUCCGACUACACGUGAACCCGUGGAUCAGAGCCGACGCAACACUGAAGAGCCACGAUACGAAGGGACGAAGCUUGAACAAUCGCCUCGUAAUGGAAAUGCGCCGCCCACGUCGCUACAGGCCCAUUCACCCGCCCGCCUUCCACCCAGACUUGGAUCGCCAUUUAGUCUCGAUAUGCAGCAUGUAGCAUCUACUAAACAGUCACCACAGGAAGCUGUUAUGAAAGUGUCCGAUUCGCCGCCGAUUUCCACAUCUCCUUUGAAGCAAGCCAUUGUUACUUCACGCUCAGAGGAGACACCAAAGCGCCACCCUGAAGUUCGCAUUCCUAGCAGAACCCCGCAAUCACAUAGGUCCAUGCACAACGGCCAGACUACUUCAGAUGGAUCGCCACGUCCAGUCAAAGCACUGCAACACACUGGCCAUGCACCAGGUAUGUCGAGCCCUAGGAAGCGUCGAAGACAGAAUGACGACAAGAAACAAGUCGAAUCGCCGACUGCGAAGCGGCAGCUCACCAGGUCGGCAGAUCGAGUUCAUAAUGUUAGCGUGAUAAGCGAGCAGUUGGCUCCACGCAGCCAAGAAGGCAGUGCUCCCAAUGCGCCUAUUGAGAUCGACGACUCCCAGGAGGUCAAGGUCGUCAACGCUAACCAUGGCCAACAUGUACAAGCAAGCUCAAUUGCUGAGCGCAAGCCCUCGUCGCAUGCUUCACGCCCGAAGCAGAAGCCUCACCCCUCACUGUCGGUGCAAGAAAUAUCACGUUCGUCAUUCAGUAUUGAAAACUCCAAACAUCGUCAACGCGAAGGAAACCCUGUUGAUCGUGCGCUCAGGACAUGGAUGGACGAAGACGAUUACGCCAGGGAAAAGACACGGCGUUCAAGGGCGCCUGCUCCUAGCGACGCGAAUGAUUCGUUUGAGCGGAGGGAAGAGGAGGUGUCUGAUCCAAUGGAGGGAAUCUCACAAUCCACCAACCAGUUGCAGCUCGAUGGAGUCAACGACGGAUCCGUUGUUAGGGAGACACCGGAGCCUGGUGAAAGGAGUCCAGUCGCGCAGAAUCGAUGGUCGCGCCAAGAUCCUCUCCUUCUCUAG